Penaeus monodon (black tiger shrimp) is the source of this 1199-nucleotide messenger RNA. RefSeq names its product importin subunit alpha-3-like. Gene Ontology annotation, molecular function: nuclear import signal receptor activity; protein binding. Lineage: Eukaryota; Metazoa; Arthropoda; Malacostraca; Decapoda; Penaeidae. The coding region runs from base 1 to 1065 and encodes 354 amino acids. The transcript is spliced from 7 exons. The record is from RefSeq and is a predicted model, not a curated record. Gene Ontology annotation, biological process: NLS-bearing protein import into nucleus. Gene Ontology annotation, cellular component: nucleus.
AUGGUAUUUAUGAGUGUUGGUGGUUGGACCUUUUGGAGGUUGUACGCGGGCGCAAUCAAGGUCCUCAUCCAGCUGCUGAGCUCGAAAAACACGGGCGUGAGAGAGCAGGCGGUGUGGGCGUUGGGGAACAUCGUGGGCGACGGACCACAGUGCAGAGACAGGGCCAUUGACGAAGGUCUCGUCAAGCCGCUGGUCGGCCUCCUCAGCGUCACCACGCCCGCAUCCAUCGCGAGGCAGGUGUGCUGGGUCAUCACCAACCUGUUUCGGGUCAAACACCCAGUCAUCUCGCCAGAUGAGAGGAAGAUGUGCGCCGAAGCUAUCAAGAGACUCGUGGCACACUUCGAUGCUAAGGUGCAAGCUGACUCCCUGUGGGCGGCGGCCUACUUCGCUGACAUGGGGCCUGACAGCAUCGACGAGCUGAUCGAGUGCGGCGCAGUGAAGGACAUGGUGCAGCGCCUCUACUCGCAGGAUGACAAGGUGGUCACGGCGGCGCUGAGGGCCACGGGGAGCAUCGCGGCGGGGGCCAACCACCAGACCGAGGCGGUGGUGACGUCAGGAGCGCUGCCCAUCUAUAGGGAUCUUCUAAGUCACUCCAACGUCGGAAUAGCCAGCGAAACGGCGUGGAUCCUCUCGAACGUGACAGCUGGAACCCCGAGCCAGAUACAGAUGGUGAUUGAUGUGCAGGUGGUGCCCGCUCUCAUGACGGCUGUUGAGAAGCGCAAUGAGGAGCUACAGAAGGAGGCGUCGUGGGCGCUUUGCAACAUGGCCUCGGGCGGCACGGAGGAGCAGAUCUCGAUGCUGAUUUCCUUGGGCGCUGUCUCCUCCUUCUGCCACUUGCUCAAGUCUCAAGACAUGGCGCUGGUCAUGCUGGGUCUGGAGGCCGUCAGUAACGUGUUUACGAAAUCCCAGAACGAGGAGGCGACCGCGCGCCUGGUGGAGGGCGUGGGCGGCCUCGAGACCCUCCGAAGCCUUCAGUCGAGCCAGGACCCGAAGGUGGCGCAGACGGCCUCCACGCUGCUCUCGCUCUUCUUCAGCAGCAGCAGGAGGAGCAGCUACGGAUACUAAUAAAGGGGGGGGAGGGGCUGUGCGGUGGCGGAACAGCUUUGUUUUUCUUAUACGUUUGUCGAAUCACGGAUGCCGCUUUGUUAAGAUGGGGUGGUACAUAGUUUUGUACAAGUAAAUGUGUGUGUGUGUGUGUG